Molecule: messenger RNA, 1341 nt
Organism: Diceros bicornis minor
Lineage: Eukaryota; Metazoa; Chordata; Mammalia; Perissodactyla; Rhinocerotidae
Gene: ADM5
Product: adrenomedullin 5 (putative)
Exons: 2
Coding region: 1015-1341 (108 amino acids)
Biological process (GO): adenylate cyclase-activating G protein-coupled receptor signaling pathway; positive regulation of heart rate; regulation of systemic arterial blood pressure
Source: RefSeq, a predicted model, not a curated record
UUACGUUUCCCAGAAGGCUGCCACCCCUCAGCACACACAUUGUUCCUCUUCCUGGCUGUUUUUUCCUGUCCUGGACCCUCCAAGGCCAGGCGCCGGCUGACUGGCAGUGACUAUCGCCCUGCCCUCUGCAGCUGGGGAAACUGAGGCGUGGGGUGUGUGUGUUGCAGGGGUAGAAUGCCUCGUGGGGGGGUGUGGCUUGGAACUUGGGGGUCAGGGUCAAUGGGGGAAGUUCACCGCCCGCUCACCUCCCCAGCUCCCCAGGGGCCAUCUACACCUGCCCUUCCUUUCCCUUGGCCUUGUCCACAGAGCCCCCUAGGCCCCCAGGAACGCCCCCACAACCUGGAUCACCCAUGACAAUAUCCAUGUCUUUCCAUGGCCUUGGUGACACCGGCUCCAGUCCAGCUGGAGCACUGGGCCUGCUGGCCCCUCACCCCUGUCUACACCCCUUCCUCUUCUGGGAUGGCGUCCACCCCAGCUAUGCUAGGGCCCAGACUCCCUUUGUCCUCAUCCCCAGGUGGCUCUGUCUGCACAUGGCCCACAUUGCCCAGCCCCCCUCUCUGGAAGUCGCCUGGCCCCUGAGACUCUGGGUCACGUCGGGUGAGGGUGAAGUAGAGGUCACGCGUCUACACUGGAGCCUAGCACUUCCCUGCCCCCACCCCUUUCCUGGAAGCCAAUGCUGGGUCACCACUUGCAGGUGGCAGCUGCCCCGCCCCUCUCCCUUCCGCCUUAAAGGGUCGCGUCUCCCAAGGCCUCCCAGGGGCAUAGACAGCACGGCCGCAGGACGGCACACCCAUGAGGGCUCCGUGGGCGCGGGUUCUAAUCCUGCCCGGGCGUGGUGUGGCCUUGUAGACUCUUGGCCUCAGUUUACCCCGCCUGGGAAGUGGGGACUGGCGCCGAGUCCCCGCGCUAGAGUGGGCGCUCAGAGGGGAUUAUCCGGACGCGGGGAGGGGGCGGGGCCGCAUCCCGGAGGGGCUGCUUCACCCUCCAGUCUCCCCGACCCCCGCCCUCCCCACGAUGACCGCUCACGUGCUCCUGCUGUGGCUCCUCGCCGCCUCCGUCCUGGGGGACCCGGACUCCGCGGGCAGGCGGCCCGGGUACCAGGUCCCCCAGCACCGCGGGCGCCUCUGCUCCCUGGGCACGUGCCAGGCCCACCGCCUGCCGGAGAUCAUAUACUGGCUCCGCUCCGCCUCCACCAAGGAGCCCUCGGGGAAGGCUGGCCGCCAGCCCCAGGACCCCCGCAGCUACCGGCGCCGCCGGCGGCGCGGGGCCACAGUCCCGGGGUGUCUCCAGGACCCCAGCCCGCGGCAACGAAGCCCACGCAGUGCCCAGCUCGCUGCGUGA